AUGUCAGACCCCGAGUAUAUAAACAACUCAGGUGAUGACGGCUACCUCACGCCCGUCGAAUACUCCGGGAAGUGUGAAGAGGAAAGGGCAGCUGAAAAGCGCCGAAUACUCAGAAAGGCCAAAGUCAACCAAGUGUUGAACAACCCAACCGGCGAAAAACGGUUGAACCUCAAUGGUGUGUUGGAUGUUCCAUACUGCGCCGACACUGGCGCGACGUUGAACAUCAUCCCACAACGGAUGGUGAUGGAGCUCAAGCAUCUCCAGCCAGACCUGGUUGUGGAGUCAGUACCAGCCGACCGCAGCAGAGCCGAAGGCCCUGACGGCCAGGAGCUUGAACUCAUUGGGCACAUUGCCCUGAGGCUGACCAUUUGCACGGCGGCGGGGCCCGUAAGGGUUCCCCACGCAGUCGCCUGCUACAUCACGACGAACGGGACUGAGUUCCUCGUCUCGGACGAUACCCUGAAAACUCGAUGA
Messenger RNA from Aphanomyces invadans, 474 nucleotides. RefSeq lists its product as hypothetical. Lineage: Eukaryota; Oomycota; Saprolegniomycetes; Saprolegniales; Verrucalvaceae. The record is from RefSeq and is a predicted model, not a curated record. The transcript has 2 exons. Bases 1 to 474 code for a protein of 157 amino acids.